GGUUAGUGGAUGGGUCACGGAUUUGAUGUUAGUAACCGCUAAAGAAAGUGUCAUAAAAGUAAGCUGUACAAUAUUUUGAAGAAUAUCGACAAAGACAGAAAGCGAAAAUGGUGUCGCACGUCGAACUUUAUUGUGAGGAAAUUUAGGUAACGUCAUCUAUGCAUUUUUGUGCUGGAAGAAUUCAUUCAGACUUCUGUUUGGUCUCCACUGUUCCUAUGUCGUUCUUUAAGCUAUAUUUCUCGAUUGUUAUGUUAUCCGGUGGUGGCCUAUUGCGAUCAACCAUUGUCAGUAGGGGAGGCAGAUCACCUCCUCAAUUAAUUACACGGGUUCAAGGGAUUGUGAGGUGAUGUGACGGGGGGGAUGCUUGGGAAAAUGCUGUGCUUAGCUUCCUGUUCCUACUCUUGCUUCUAUCUUUAGGCUGCUUCCAGAUUCUCCAUCUCUUCGUUAUGAGUAACAUGACGCCUGCCAAGUCCUCACUGGUCCUUGUUCUAUAUACUGGAGGAACAGUUGGAAUGAAAAAGCUCUCUGAAAAUGGUAUGAUACCAAUUAAUUUAUAAUUUUUCAUCGACUUAAUAGUUUUAGAUGUUAUGCAUGUCACUUCCCUUGUGAAGGUGAAAUUGAUAAAGAUAUCUUGCAUCAUUUCCAAUCAUGAAGUGUGUAUGGCAUGAAAAAACAAUGAGAAUCAGAGUAAGUGGAAAGGAAAAAUCCUCCUAUUUCAGAGCCUUGCAUUCUACACUUGGACUUAUUCAUUGAAGAGUUGAAAAGGCAUCCAUUGCUUCAUGAUGCUGCUUUCACUGUGCCUCAAGCAAGAAAAGUGGGUGCAACAGAGAGAUUGGCCAUGCCGUAAGUAUUACCUUUCUGAAUCUGAAGAUCUGAUUUGAUGCCUGAUGGGGACUCAAGCUUGCAAGCUUGUUAGAAUAAAUCUUCUUUUGUUGAAAUACACUUUUCAAUAGUUGAGCCUUCCAUCUUAAAAAGAUUAAUUUGACAACUGAGCUCAGGCAGACUAGAUUUGUGCCUCUGCAAGGGGAAGCUGUUAGAACUUUUGCCAGACUUGGUACAUGAGACGGGAAGAAAAUUUCACUUGGAGGUUCUUGUUGAAUGCUGUACUUUCAAAACUAAUAUUUUAAAAUAUAUCCAUAAAGUGGAAGAAAUGUUAACUAUAUAUGUAAUUUAGAUCUUGGGUAUCUCAUGGAUAACCAAAGAAAUUAUAGACUUGGCAUUCAACAACUGAUCAUGAUGAACUGUUAGAAAUGUAUGAUAAACAAGUACAUACCCGGUAACGUUUUUGAAUUAUUCUCAUUCUUACCCUUGAGAUAAUUAAAAAAUUGGCUUAUUUGACUGGUUUUUGUUUAGUGUACAUGAUCAGGAUAACAGCAAAAUAUUGUAUGAUAUCAAGAAGGCUGGUACUGUACGGGAAUCAAAAGAUACUUGCACAAAGGACUGGAUUGACAUGGCCACAGAGAUUGCCAAUAACUAUGAUGGCUAUGAUGGGUUUGUGAUCUUACAUGGGACUGAUACUAUGGCUUAUACUGCAUCAGCACUGUCUUUCAUGCUUGAGAAUCUUGGGAAACCUGUGGUCCUCACUGGAGCACAGGUAAGCCAUGUCGAAAUUUCCAAGUGUUAUUUUGUAGGCUGAUUGAGUGCCAGUAUGAUUAAUAGAACAAUAUUCAAGAUCAAAAGAUUGUCAAGGAAUCAUGUGGGUAAAAAUAUUGGCAUCUGAGAUAGACAGAACCUGUGGUAAAGUCACACUAAAACUGCAUGCAAUUUGCACUAUGAAGCAGUGAAGUACCUGAAUUUAAAAUCUGUAAUAUAGUAGAAAGUAUACAAAACUUUUAAUUUUCUCGUGAGUAAUAAAAAGAUAACCCUAAUAUUGCCUGAAUCUAGGAUUUCUGCAUAAGUUUUGAAAUCUCAUUACAAUAGGUUCUGGGCUGUGCUAGUAUCUAUUUCUGGUCAAAUACAAUAUUUUUCACUUUACAGAGACAUGGUCAGUUAAGUUCAUUAAAACCUUCACCUGUCUCCUUUUAUCACAGACCCCAAUUUAUGAGGAAGAGACAGAUGCAAAAGAUAACCUGGGUGGUGCACUGUUGUUUGCUGGGCACUAUGCAGUUUCAGAGGUAGGAACAUAGAUUUACAAGAUCUCGGGGGUGGAAGGGGUAAAUAUAUAUAGCAUUAAGCUGGAUGAAAAUGAGCCAGGUGAAAGGAAAUGCCAACUAUGCAAGCAGUUUUGACCUGAAUAAAACCCCCUUUCGAUGUACUUUUACACUUAUAUAUCAGACAUCUACAAAACAACUUUCCUCCUCUACAGGUGACAAUUUUCUUUAAUGGAAAGCUGUUUAGAGGAAAUAAAUCAACCAAAGUAGACGCAAAGAAUUUUUCUGUUUUUGACUCACCAAGCUACCCUCCACUGGCAAAACUAAGCAAUAAUGGAAGCAGUAAGUGCAUAACCCUUUACUGACGGUAGUGAGUUUAUUUAUGACUAACUUUCUUCUGUCUGUGGUAAUUAUGCUCAUGUCUCGUUCUGAACACAAAAGUUACACUCUAACUGAGGUAGUAGGACAGUACCAAGACCUGUGUGAAAGAUAUCAUCAGUUCCAGACAUUGCCUUUCCCCUAGCUAGCUUAUACUUUCGGCAGUUGCCUUUCAAGAGAGACCCUCCUUUAGAGUCACAUCAGAUAAGUACUGUAUAAAAUUUAUUUCUGAAAGAAGCCCUUUAAAAGUAGUUUAGUAGCAUUUUAGCACCUAAUUUUUGUCAGUUUCAGCAGCUCAUUGCACAGAUUUUACCAUGCUCUACUUGUGUAGCAUGCAAUCACAGCUGUUUUAAUUUAACAGGUCGACCAGCUAUUUAUUGAAAAUAAUUUUUGUCAUUACUUAGUUGAAUGGAAUUAUUCUGGUGAUCCAAGGCAUAAAGGAUGUUUCACACUCCACACAAAGAUGAGCCAAAACAUAGCAUUACUUCCUAUGUUCCCUGGUAUCCCAAUACAAAUGGUAUGUUGCAAUGUCAUUUUAGAAGAUUGAUGUAGAAAAACUUUGAUCACCAAUUUAGAAGCUCUUGAUUUUCCAACAAAAAAUGAAAAGGAAAUGUAGAGAGAUCAGUAUGGAGAAUAUGGAUGCUAAUUAAUGCCAGGUAGCAAAGAAUUAAUUAGAGCAAAGAAAAAAAGCUAUAUGUAAAGGGUUUAAAAUUUACACUGGAUUUGCCCUCCAAACCCAAAUGAUGUUUGCCUAGCUUUUGAUCCUUUCUGUUACCUUCUAUUUGCUCAUAUUCAGAUAAAAGGAUGUUUAGAGCCUCCAAUUGAGGGUGUUGUCCUGGUAACAUAUGGAAGUGGCAAUAUACCAGACUCGAGAACUGAUCUUACUGAGGCGGUCAAAGAAGCGACGGACAAGGGUGUGGUCAUUGUCACCUGUUGUCCUUGUCGUGGAGGGCCACAUGAUGUUUCUAGCGAGUUUGUAGAAAAGGUACUGACUAAAUGCCUAAUGCAGUUUUGUAAGAAUAUGUUUUCCAGGACCUUAUUCAUUGUGUAUAUUUUUAAGUAUUUAAAGGGAGAGGGAAGGAAGGUGGCUGACAUUCUCCAUUGACCCCAAUCCUCCCAUCAGCUAUGUAGAGAACUUUGAGGAGAGGGAACCUAGAUUUCCUAGGAAAAUAUUAGGAAAGAUUUUAGGAAAGACUUAGGCAGUACUAGGAAAGAUUAAUAGAAGGAUAACGAGCUGGUCGUUUGCCGUUUUUGCUUUAAUCAAGAUAUGCUUUUGUUGAUGUAUCCGCUACAGAAUUCAUGAAGCUAAACAAAUCUCGAAAACUACAAAAUGUCUGAGUUUUAGAUUGUGAUUCGUUAUUCACACAGGGCCUUGUCGAGUUAGGAGUAGUUCUCGGGGUAGACAUGACGGUCGAAUGCGCGCUAACCAAGGUCGCGUUUGUUAUGGGACUAGAGGAACUCACGUUAGAAGAGAGGAAAUCAGUAAGUCUUACUCUGAAAUGUAGCCUCACAGACGGUGCCUGA
Messenger RNA from Pocillopora meandrina, 3992 nucleotides. NCBI's taxonomy places the organism in Eukaryota, Metazoa, Cnidaria, Anthozoa, Scleractinia, Pocilloporidae. The record is from the annotation of a GenBank genome assembly.